Messenger RNA from Solanum tuberosum (potato), 675 nucleotides. RefSeq names its product pollen receptor-like kinase 4. Bases 1 to 675 code for a protein of 224 amino acids. Gene Ontology annotation, molecular function: protein binding. NCBI's taxonomy places the organism in Eukaryota, Viridiplantae, Streptophyta, Magnoliopsida, Solanales, Solanaceae. The transcript has a single exon. The record is from RefSeq and is a predicted model, not a curated record.
AUGGCUUCUUCAGCAAGAAACCAUCGGUGCUUGUUGUUUUGUCUCGUGACGACGAUCAUGAUAACUUCGUCUUACGGUCAAGAGUCUGAACCAACUCUCCUCUUUAAAUUCAAAUCUUCGCUCGAAAACGCCACGUCAUCAUCAUCACUCGGAAACUGGAAUUCAUCGGUGCCGCUUUGCACCGGCAACAAUUCAAAUUGGAACGGAUUGCUUUGCUUCAACGGAAAAUUCUACGGUCUCCGUCUCGAAUCGAUGGGAUUAUCGGGGAAUCUUGACGUCGAUACGCUUUCUCAGUUGACUAAUUUGCUUACUAUAAGUAUUAUGAAUAAUAAUUUCGAAGGUCCGUUUCCGAACGUGAAGAAAAUCGGAGGUCGAUUGAGAGGUGUGUUUUUGUCGAAUAAUCGAUUUUCCGGUGAGUUGCCGGACGAUGCUUUCGCCGGGAUGAAGUCGAUAAGGAGAAUUUUAAUGGCGAAUAAUGAGUUUACAGGGAAGAUUCCGACGUCGUUAUUGGGAAUUCCGAAGCUUGUUGAGCUGCAGAUACAAAAUAACAAAUUCAAUGGAACAAUACCGGCGUUUAGUCAGAAGGAUUUUCAAAUAAAUGCUGCAAAUAAUAGACUUGAAGGUCCAAUACCAUCUCAGCUUAGCAGCCAAAGUGCAAGCUCGUUUGCAGGUUAG